UCUCGCAAGCUCUGUAUAUAUAGUAUACUUGCGCAUAAUAAAAAUUGUAAAUAUAAUAGUGUUAUUUGUUCCGUUUGCUGGUGUUCGGUGUGAGGAUUGACGAUAUACCUUGGUUGCCGAGGAGAGAUAACAAAAACAAUCCAAACAACAACUACUUGAGAGAAAUUCGUAAACCAUAACCUCACUUUCGUAGCGUUAUCCAUACAGAGAGAAAAACGCUGGACCGGUGGGCCGGCCUGCCUUUGUUAACGAGCUGUCCAAGUCGUCUUACAAACAUUUUCUAAUAAUCUAGUUCAAAGGGCCAACCUUGUACCCUAUAUUCCCACAAAAAAAAUUUACUCACUUGGACAAUCGGAGCAUCCUGAAUUCUGCAUCAGGCUUCUAACUAACGCCAAACGCCGCGUUCGCGUCGACGAGCGUAAACCCUCGAACCGGAGUGCAAAGAGCCAUCAGACGACGACCCGUGGAGUACGAGCUCUCGGCGAAGCUGUAUGAGAAAGAGGACAGGAGUCGUCCUUAAAGAAGUACGCCCGAUAACCGGUGGCGCACUCGAAGGGGGCUCGUGAGGCCGGACGUGAACUAACAGAAAAUAGUGAAAAGGAGUCGCUCUGCUGAGCCAAAGACGUCGGCCGCAGGAUGAAGUGGCUGGGCGCGGGCAGCGCCGGGGCCGGGGGCGAGCCGGCUCCACCGAUGCAGCUCCAUCCUACUCAUAAUGGACACAUACCCACAGACACAGAUAAUUGCGGUCAGGUUAUGGCAGGUGGUGAUGCCAGUCGCCUACCACCAGGUCAGGCACAUCAAAUUGGUGUAAAUAGAGUUCAGGAUGAAGCCAUGGUGGGUUAUGUAUUUCAACGUCCGACAGAUCAAGAGUUUGGUGUUCAGACAUCAGCUUUUCAAACAAAACAAUCCCCACGAGCUUGGGCCUUAGCUGAUGAUGGGAUAAUCGAUAAUCAAGAAAAGUGGAAAUACCCAAUGAACAAAAUUGGAGUGCCACAACAGACUCAGCCACAGCAGCUUGGACUUCAAGCUAUGAAUAAUGUACAUAUGCCUUAUGAAAUACAUCCAAUGCAAUUAAAGAGUGGAAUGCCAACAGAAAAUUUAGUUUAUCUUAAUAAUCAGAUGGCACCUCAGCAUCAAGUUGCCUUGUUUCACCAUCAACAACAGCAACAGCAGCAGCAACAACAGCAGCAGCAGCAAUUCAGAAAUGGCCAGAUCGCUCCUUCGGCAAAAAAACUAUGGGGCGUCGACGAAGGCGGCUCCAAGGACGAAGGAGGCGUCAAGGGUGGUGGGAUACUUCACCUGGGUGAUCAAAUGUGGCGGGACUCGACGUGGAGCACCUCUGAUCAUGCAGUUUCGCAGCCGAUUUCAAUGGGCACCGGUAGGUCUCGGAUUGGAGUUGGCGGUGGGUUUCAGACAUCGGAAGUUGGAGCUGUUCUCAGUCCACGAAGCAGUGAAACUGGAGGGCUCGGAGUUAAAAUGGUCGAGUACGUGCUUGGAUCGAGUCCCACGACCCCGAAAGAGUUGGAGCCGCGAAUGGCGUCCCUCAGAUUGAACGACACAGACAAAAAGGACAAAGACAAGGGUACAGCCAGUCCCUUUGAUAAUUCAAAGGACGAUACUGGUCCUCAAGGAAACGGACUUUCCUCACAAAAUGGUCUCGACGACGAUAAAGGAUUCAACCGCACACCUGGCAGUAGACAGCCAUCGCCGGGUGAGGAGGAAUUUCAAAAAAAUGCGACUCUGGCCGUGAGCACAGGUGCCGGUGGCGUGGUCCUUCUGAAGCCCGGCGUCGACGUGAUGGGCGGCGAGGAGCACUACAUGACAGCUUUCGCCCCGGCACCGCACCAUCUUCAGCAUCACCAGGCCCCGCCGACCCAUCCGAUGCAACAUCCACAGUCACACGCUGCCCAGCUAUUCGGAGCCCAAGGCCCGCCUCAAGGACUACCCUCGCAGCAGCAGCAGCAACAGCAGGGGCCACCUCAGCCACAGGACACGACAGGGCACUUUGACGUACAGCAAUUGUUUCGCAGCCAAGCCCAAGGAGCGACGCCCCAGCAGCUCCAGUUGCUCCAGCAGCAGCAGCAGCAGCAGCAACAGCAGCAACAACAGUACUUGGCGAGCCAAGCCCAACAGCAGCAACAACAGGCGGCCCAACAGCAGCAGAACUUCUCGGCGGCGCCGUACACGGUGAUAGGCGGCCAGGAGCCGUACAUCGGCCUCGUCACCGGCCAGGUACCGCCCGUCGUGCCCCCCUACUAUGCCGGGCCCUGGGUCUACCCGGCCGGGCUUCUGCCCCAGGCUCAGGCCGCCGCGCCACCGCCCAGGCGCCCGCUCACCCCCACCUCGGUGGCCGUCGCCCAGGACACCGCCAACAACCUCGCCCAGACGGUUCAAGGCCAGUAUCAAGUCAUACCAGCGUACUACGAUCAGAACGGCUCGAUCGUGAUGGGCGGCAUGCGAGGCUUGGGCUCGGCGGCGACGCCGAUGCGACUGGUCAGUCCGGCCCAGGUGAUCGUGAACCGCGCGCCCUCGCAGCCACCCCCGGGACCGCAGGCACCGCCACCGCCAAGUCUCUACAGCCAGGCCACCCCGACGUCCCACAGCAACGCCACGCCCGGCGAGUGUUUGGGUCUUGCGGCGUGCAGUGCGGCUGCCGUGGUCGCCCAGGCCCAGGCGGUCGCCGUUCAGCAGGCCCAACAGCAGGGCUCGGGACUCGCCGCUGGUCUAGCGGCCCUGGGCUACGGUGGCUCGCCCCUAGGAGCCCUCGGCUCUCCGGCCCAACUACAGAGCACAGGUUUGGGUCUCGGAGCAUCGUCUACUGGUAGAAGGGAUUCCUUCGAUAGAAAUACCUCGGCAUUUAGUCCCAGCUUAGAAUACAACCGAGGGAAGUGGCCGCAGAACUACGGCGCUCUUGAAUAUUCGAACGCAGGCACGGUGACGGCCUCGCCUAGUCCCCUCGGCUUGUCACUGACACCGCCACCCUCGAUCGGUGGCUCCCUCGGUGGUUUGGUGGGUGGGGCCAACCGCGUCUCCGCAGCCCCAGGUGCCGAAGCCAAGUUCCGCGCCAGCGGAGUUCCAGCCCUCACGACCAACGGCGUCUUUGGCUCGAGUAGCUCGCUGUUUCCAAAUCUCGUUGGUAAGCCGGGACGAGCCGGCGCUGCUGGUGUUGGCAGCGACAAGAACACUGGGGGCAGGUCCCGAUUGCUGGAGGAUUUUAGAAACAACAGAUUCCCAAGCCUUCAGCUUCGCGACUUGGCCAAUCACAUAGUGGAGUUCAGCCAAGACCAGCACGGCUCGCGGUUCAUUCAGCAGAAACUCGAGAGGGCGACGGCCAGUGAAAAACAACUAGUGUUCCAGGAGAUUCUCGCCUCCGCGUAUUCACUCAUGACCGACGUUUUCGGCAACUACGUCAUACAAAAGUUCUUCGAGUUCGGCACGCCCGAGCAGAAAUCCACUCUGGCCCAGAAGGUGCGUGGACACGUUUUACCGCUCGCCUUGCAAAUGUACGGCUGCCGAGUCAUUCAAAAGGCCCUGGAGUCCAUCGGGCCGGAACAACAGCAGGAGAUCGUGCGCGAGCUCGACGGUCACGUGCUCAAGUGCGUGAAGGACCAGAAUGGCAAUCACGUGGUGCAAAAGUGCAUAGAGUGCGUCGAGCCGCGAGCUUUGCAAUUCGUCAUUGGUGCCUUCGCCGGCCAGGUACACUCGCUCAGUACGCACCCGUAUGGCUGUCGGGUCAUCCAGCGCAUUCUUGAGCACUGCACCCCGGAACAGACGCAGGGCAUUCUCCAGGAACUACACGCGGCCACCGAUCAACUCAUACAAGACCAAUACGGCAACUACGUUAUUCAACACGUACUUGAGCACGGCAAACCAGAGGACAAGGCCCAGCUAAUUAACAGCGUUCGCGGUAAGGUCUUGGCCCUCUCGCAGCACAAGUUUGCCAGUAACGUCGUCGAAAAAUGCGUAACUCACGCCACCAGACAAGAACGAACUGUCCUCAUCGAGGAAGUUUGUGGUUUUAACGACAGUGCAUUGAAUGUCAUGAUGAAAGACCAAUACGCGAAUUACGUCGUGCAAAAGAUGAUAGACGUCGCGGAGCCGGCUCAACGUAAGAUACUGAUGCACAAGAUUCGACCGCAUCUGGCCGGGCUUCGCAAGUACACUUACGGCAAGCACAUAAUCGUCAAGUUGGAAAAAUUCUUUAUGAAGACUGCUAACGCCAUCGGAUCCUCGUCCUCGAGUGGAUCUAACAACGCCGGUGACCUCGGUCCCAUCGGACCGCCAGCGUCCACGGCUGGCUCCACGACUUCGUCUCAACAAUCGGCUCAGGUUUUAUAAAAGAAAAACACACAACGACCACCAAUUCGAUCGUUUCAACUGCGAAACAAGAUCUAUCAUUAACGCGAUUAUCCAAUACGAUUACUUUGCCGCUGAUGCCUCGAAUUAGAAAAAUUUUUGCAAGAACUCAAGCGUAUUAGAAAUGCAGAUGAUAUUCCAUGAAGAUGUUUUUUUUCUCUCUCUUUCUCUUUCUUUCUUUGAAUUUGAUUUUGUAAAAGACAUUAGUGUCGUAUAUUGAGGGUAUCGGCGCAAAAUUUGAGGCUAUAGUUAAACAGUAUGUAGUCAUGGUUUGAUAAUGUCGUGGAAAGAGCCCAGUUCUCUAAUGAGCGCUAAAGUAUGUUAUUAAAGAAAUAGUUUGCAAUGCUUUCAGAUACGUAAGAUUGUUGAUUGGGCUAGAUCUUGAUUAAGAUGUUUGAAAAAAAGUUUGCAGAUUAUCUGAUAGUUAAAAUAUGUUUGAAUUGAGGUCGCAAAGCGACUUGCAUAUUAAAUUUUUCGUGAAUAUUGAGUAAUCAAGACAACAUCAAAUAUGAUUGAAAAAAUUUUUUUUUCAAAUCAGUAUAGGGAGAAGCCAAGUCCUAAAGUAUCAAUUGAAAGUAAGGAUUGACAAAAUGCAAAAGAUAUUUAACAACUAGAUUAUAUCAUAGUGCUGCAUGCAUUUAUCGUUAUGAUGAUCGACUAAUGAUGUACGUUUUGUGCGUGAAAUAAUCUGCCAAAGUUAGCGGUAGCAGACAUUUCGCGCACAGUUUCCGCGAGUAGAUGAAAUUUGGUCAGGCCAAAGGUACCAAAUACCAUUAACAAUCGUCAUACCAUUUAUUUUUACCUUUAAUCUCUUGGUUGACAUCAAUGCUUAGAAAUAUUACUUUUUGUUAUCUUAUUGAAUUUUAAUUUAUGUUUAACAUUUUUUAAAUUGGUACAAAAAAUUCUUUAGUUCUUUUUCAUCAGGGUUGAUGAAAAAAAAAAAAGUUAAUCGUAUUUGGUAACUUUGUAUAAUAAUUCACUUUGACAUGGGAGCAAAAUUGAGUGCAGCCCCAAUCUGACUAAAAAUUUGUCUCAAGGAAAUGCGUUUGUUGAAAUAGGUGGUAACUAGCGAAAUGAUUUUUAUUAAUUUCCAAUGAUACGAUUGCGCUACACGAAUAAUGUGCACGCAUACACUCAGGGAUAAAGUUCUGAAGUGCAAGAAUUUUUGAUUUUUGACAACAUUUGCAUGUGUUUCCCAAAAGCUGCAUACAAAGUGUCACAGCGUACUACAUAGCCGUGGCACACGCUUUAAGAUCGUGCUUAACAGACAGGUCGAUUGAAAACAAUUAUAAAACUUGGCAGAAGUAGUAUGAAAAAAAAAAAAACUGUAACUGGUAGGCGGGACAAAUGAUAAGAUUUUUAAAAAUUUAGAAAAUAAAUCCUCUUUGAUUUUAUACGCGCUUGAGUGAAAACCGCAGGUAAGUAUUUUUUACAUGCGCAAUGUCCCUGCCGUAUAAAUAUAUUUCGAUUAAUUUUAUCCUAUUAAAAACCAUAAAAAUUUUGUAAAUUGUGAUAUAAAUAAUAAAAUGUGUAUAGAAACGAUGUGACCCCUUCGGCAACAAACGCGAAGAGCCACAAAAAUAGCGGUAAUUUUAUUUUCCGCGAAAAAAAUUAUAAGAAAACCCCUAGCUUCUUUUUUUUAACGGACUCUGUGAAUAUUGUGUAUUAUAAUAAUUACUAAUUACUUAAAUUUAUAAAGUAUGAGUUGCGUUUCGAUAAAGCUGCCCAAACCUCAAUGUUAAAUAAACUCAAUUGUACAUUGUAUAAAUGAUAAAAAGAUUUUUUUUUAAUUUUAAAUCAGCAAAUCAAACCCGCACAAUGCGCGUGUAAAUUAGCCCCCCCCCUCCCUCACCGUAUAUAAAAUGCCCCUCUCGUUCCAUCACACAUUCACUCGCGAAUUGCAAUUUUGUUGUAUUAUAUAUAAUUUCGACGACUGCUCACAGAUAUGAUGACGAUUGACCCGUUAAUCGGAAAAUGGUUGUUCUCCUUGAAAUUUUUCUUUUUGUUCGUGAUUUUCUCACCUGUUUAUACUUUUUUUAAUUUCUACUCUAUAAUUUACUGUUGUAAGCUUUUUUUAGUCUCCUAAUAAAUUACAAUACGAGUUAUUUAAAUAUAUAUUAUUUCUAAUUUAUGUGCAAUUUCUAAGGAAAAGGGGAAGAAAAAAGCCGUCGGAAGAGACUGAAAGUAACGAUAUCGAGCUGCACACCCUUGUACAAUGUAUAAUAUUUUGUUAAUGUAGGUGUUAUAUAAACGAAAAUUGAUACGCUGUCGAUAGUAACUCGAGCAAAAUGUCCGUUUGUGAUUUUGUACAAAAUAAAAAUAUAAACGAAGUGAAAAGAGGAAAGAAAAGAACGAUGAAGAGGAAAACAGCAGCUUUCUUUGUAAAAUAUUGUAAAUAACGAUUUAUUAAACAAAUUGACAAAUUUCUAGGUACCUUUUCUCUCUCUCUUACUCUUUCUACGCACGAGAAUUACUUAUUUGUAAGGUGACAAAAUAAAUAACGCGUAUCGAGUGAACGGACGCAGAAAGGCCGUAAGUUGUGAUGCGACGACGAGUACGUACUUACGCGUAUUAAUUUUCCGACGGUAGCUAUAUUGUCAUUGUGUAUGUUUUCUUUUUUCUUCUUGUCUUUUAAAAACGAUAAGUUAAUUUUUUGCAAUGGAAAAAUUUCAAUGGAGACAGUGACCUUUCUGUUCCUUUUGAUGCAAACGACGACACUGAUAGGCUUACAAACAGCUAUCAAUAAUGAAAAAAUAUUAAAUAAAAGAAAAACUAAGGGGACGGAUCGAUUAACGUAACGUUAUUACGCCAACUGCCUAACAGACAGACAUUCCAACUUUCAAAGAAGAAAUACAUAUAAAAAAGCUGCAAGCAUAUGAGUUGAAUGAUCAUUUUCAAUUUCAAGUCAGGGUAUAAUA
Messenger RNA from Copidosoma floridanum, 7274 nucleotides. RefSeq names its product pumilio (gene pum). The record is from RefSeq and is a predicted model, not a curated record. Gene Ontology annotation, biological process: post-transcriptional regulation of gene expression. Gene Ontology annotation, cellular component: cytoplasm; nucleus. Lineage: Eukaryota; Metazoa; Arthropoda; Insecta; Hymenoptera; Encyrtidae. Gene Ontology annotation, molecular function: mRNA 3'-UTR binding.